Molecule: messenger RNA, 614 nt
Organism: Ilex paraguariensis (yerba mate)
Lineage: Eukaryota; Viridiplantae; Streptophyta; Magnoliopsida; Aquifoliales; Aquifoliaceae
Source: the annotation of a GenBank genome assembly
AUGAAAUAUGCAUAUUCUUCCAAGGCAACAACCAAGUGUGAUGUCUACAGCUUUGGAGUCGUACUCAUGGAAUUAAUAACAGGGAAGAAGCCUGUGGAGGCAGAGUUUGGAGAGAACAAGAAUAUCAUAUAUUGGGUUUCAACCAAAGUGGAGACGAAAGAAGGAGCUAUAGAGGUCUUAGACAAGCAAGUGUCAGGGUUGUUCAGGGAUGAGAUGAUCAAGGUGCUCCGGAUUGCCAUCCGUUGCACAUGUGGCACCCCGGCCCUUCGCCCAACUAUGAGUGAAGUCGUUCAGUUGUUGAUUGAAGCAGAUCCCCGCAAAUUUGAUUAUUGCCAGUCGUCAAAUAAGACCGAGGAAACAGCAAACAUCACCAAGCCGAAGAACCCAUAUGAUCUGUGAUUAGAGGUGUUUUAUGGGGAUUAUGUAAAGUAGCAUAGGGUCUAUAGAACAGUACUGGCUCUCAAACUACUGAAAGACUAACCAAGAAAAGCAGUAUAUAGAGAAAAGCACUUUUUUUUUUCUCCUUUUUCUUUUUCUUUCUUGACAUAUUGUAAGCAUUUGAGGAAUUCAACCAAAUAAAACUGCUUUAUGGCAAAGCAUCUAUAAUUUUCAUU